CAACACUAUAUCUUAUCCCCCCCACCCACCCCAAAUUUCUCAGUACUCGAUAGAAAAUGAUCAAAAGAUCACUUUCCAUUUCAUACGCCAACUAUUGUUUCCCGUUUCGAUGCGACAGGAGGCUCUUCUCUUGGUCUCCGUCCCUCUCUUUGCAUUCUGAUGUAGAAGUUCAAUUGAGAGUUCUUUGUGAGGCACCCAGUUCUCAGUUCACUGAAGCUGUUUCUUUCUUUCACCGAGCAAUAGAUUCCAGCGACUUGCCUUCUCAGUCCGCCUGUAAUUAUCUUUUAGAGUCCCUGGUAAAAUCUAAAAACUAUGAAUUGGCCUUUUCUGUUUAUAGCAAGAUGACCCACGCGGGUAUUUUGCCUAGUUUUGUAUCUUUGAGUCGUAUAAUUGAUUGUUUUGUGCAUACCCAUGAGAUCAAGUUUGCUUUUGGAGUAUUAGGUUUGAUACUAAAGCGUGGUUUUGUUGUUAGCUCCUAUGUUAUGAAUCUGAUGUUAAAGGGAUUGUGUAGAAAUGGUGAAGUUUGUAAGGCUUUGGAUUUAUUUAGCGAGAUGAAAAGGAGUCAUGUUUUGCCGGACAUUGUUAGUUAUAGUACGAUUAUGAAGGGACUCUGCAGGGAGAAGCGUUUGGAAAAUGCUUUAGAAUUGUUAGUUGAGAUGGAGGGAACAAAUUUUGAACCAGACGUAGUUACAUACUCUACUUUGAUGGAUGGUCUUUGCAAGGAUGGCAGAGUAGGACAGGCUGUGGAUUUGUUAGAGAAGAUGAAAAGAAAGGGAUUGGAGGCUAAUGUUAUUGUCUAUGGUGUGCUUGUGGAUGGCUAUUGUAAGAUUGGGCAGUGGAAAGAAGCUACUGCUAUGUUAAAUACAAUGAUGGAAAGUGGGAUUCGCCCUGAUGUUUGUAUUUAUACUAGUUUGAUUUCUGGACUUUGCAAAGAUGGAAAGACUACUAAGGCUAUGGACUUGUUUAAAUUGAUGCUGGAAAAGGGUGAAGAGCCUAGUGUUGUAACAUAUAAUGUUCUAAUAAGUGGACUAUGCAAGGAAGGUCUUGUUGGUGAUGCUCUUAAAAUCUUUGAAACGAUGUUGGAGAAGGGGAAGAAACCGGAUGUGGUUUCUUAUAAUACCUUACUGAUGGGACUUUGCAAUACUGGUAAGGUUGAUGAGGCAAUGAAACUUUUUAGUGCAGUCUUGAAGGAUGGAAAAUAUAUCGAGCCAGAUGUGAUUACAUUUAAUUGUCUAAUUCAAGGGCUGUGCAAGGAAGAUCAGCUUGAUGAGGCUGCUGAGAUCUAUCGUAUCAUGAUUGAGAGGGGGACCUCUGGUAAUUUGAUAACUUAUAAUAUUUUGAUAGGGGAAUAUAUAAAAGCAGGACAAAUUGACGAGGCUAUGCAACUAUGGAAACACAUACUUGAGUUGGGAUUUGUUCCAAACUCAAUUACCUACAGCACCCUGAUUUCUGGAUUUUGUAAAAUGGGCAUGCUUAAUGUUGCAAAAGGACUUUUGACUAAAAUGAGAGCUUCUGGGCUUAGACCUACACUGUCUGAUUACAAUAUGUUGAUGGCAUGCUUGUGCAAGGAGAGCAGCUUGGAGCAAGCAAGGAUGUUGUUUCAAGAAAUGAGGAACUCAAACUAUGAAUUAGAUAUCAUCGCUUUCAAUACGUUGAUUGAUGGAACUAUGAAAUCAGGGGAUAUUCAAUCUGCCAAAGAAUUACUGAUGGAGAUGCUUCAAAUGGGUUUGACUCCUGAUGCAUUUACCUACUCCAUAAUAAUAAAUAGGUUUUCGAAACUCGGACAACUGGAACAGGCUAAAGUAUAUUUUGAUAGAAUGAUUUCCUCUGGCUUUAAGCCAAGUAUCCAUGUCUAUGAUUCAUUACUUAAAGGUUUUGGUGCACUAGGUGAAAUGAAAGAGGUUAUAAAUUUGCUUCGACAAAUGGCAGAUGAGAAAGUUGUUAUUGACUCAACGACGACACAUACCAUCUUGAAUUGUCUGUGCUAUAGUUCACAGGGUGCUGAUAUAGUGAAGCUUUUGCCAAAUUUUGCCCCAGAAAUACCAGAAGGGACAAGCAUCUCUUGCGAUGAGUUGUUGAUGAAAAUACAAGAAUGUAGCCCAGAAUUUCAAGUAUGCCCUACUUAAUAUUUUCCCAUCUGCAGAACAAUUUUCUUGGGCAACAACAUAUCCCCCAUGGUUCUCCCUAAGCAACAGUCGUGAUAUAUCUUCUGGUGGAGUUGGGAUUCUUCUGGAUUGGCAAUCUACACUGCCCCUUCCUCAACCACUCUUACCCAUGCCAACCAUCGCUUCCCAUCAGAAUUCCUUAUAUUACUUUGCUUGUGUCUGAGUUGUCCUCUCCGCUCUUUAAACAUCCUCAGAAUUGAACCAAUCCUCAAUAUUCCCAACAGUUGAAUCUGUAACUUGCUUGGCAGUGGCUCGCAACUAAUGCAGUGUCUCAUACACCUUUUCUUCCAUAUUGACAUCAAGAACGAGUUCUAAGAGAGCAGAAAGCUCAGGCUCUUCAGUUUUGUGCCUUUUCUAUUUUAAUGGGGAGGCGAUGAUUGGCUAAAGGAGAUUGGAUUUUGGAUUGGUAUCAUAUUGAUGGGAUUAGAUUCUGUCCAUCUUAACGCUGGGUCAGUGUAGCAAUAUCCUGGGCUCUUUGUGAUGAUCAUAUCAAGUUAACUGUCUUUCAAAGAAAGGCAAACAAUUCCCUUUGCCUGAUAAGUGGAGUUCAGAUGCAUCUGAAUGACUAUAGAAGACACAACAAUUGUGGCAGCCAAAGUAGAAAUGCUUGGAAGUGAAGAGGGAGAUUCAAGAUCAAUGCCAUAAUUCAUAAGCAGCUAUUCCAAUGGAGAGGAAGGUCAAGAUUGUUUUUAAGAGAUUCAAACAGCUAUAUGCAAUGCAAUAGCAUCAACUAAAGCUUAUACUCAGUGAGGCAAAACCUUUUAGGCUUUUGUAGCUCAUAGUAAGCUUAACGAAGCAGCUUGCGUGUAGAUGCUGGAUAUUAUUCUGAAAUGGAUAGAACAAAAGCGGCAUAUUAUUUGUCAAACCGCCAUCUGAAGCAGUCUUAUUUUGGUUGCAUCUCCCAGAAAUUUAGAUAAUAUAUUAUCUCUGUUCUUUCCCUAUGCAUUUGGCAGAAAGUUAAGCUGGUUGAGCAUCAUCUAGUCAUUGUAAAUGUCUGGAUUUUGAAUAUAAACAAAGGAAGGAAUGUGUUUUUUAGUAUGUA
This is a messenger RNA of Manihot esculenta (cassava), 3207 nucleotides long. RefSeq names its product pentatricopeptide repeat-containing protein At4g28010. The record is from RefSeq and is a predicted model, not a curated record. The transcript is spliced from 3 exons. Bases 57 to 2126 code for a protein of 689 amino acids. Lineage: Eukaryota; Viridiplantae; Streptophyta; Magnoliopsida; Malpighiales; Euphorbiaceae. Gene Ontology annotation, molecular function: protein binding.